AUGGAAGACGAGAAGCUGCAGGAGUCCAAGAAAUGGCUUCACUAUUUGUCGACAGGUGCCAAAGGUAUCAAUGAACUGGAGGCCUUAACUCUAAUUGGCCUACAGGUUCUGAAUGCCCACAAGGGCUUCUUCCACUGCAACUUCAUCGUUCCAGACCAUCUCUCUGACCAAGAUGGAAACUGGCAUGUCGGAGCUAUCGCAACUAUGAUCGACGAUGUUGGAGCCGCCGCAGUAUACUCAACUGUUGGUCUUGCCAAAACCGUUGACAUCACCCUUUCAUAUUACUCGAGGGUCAAGAUUAGAGAAGAGGUUGAGUUGGUGGCUGAUAUUGUAGGGGACAUGGGGAAGCUCAUAUGUGUGGUGGUGAAGGUAACAAGGAAAGAGAAUGGAGAAAUGGUUGCUUUGGGUAAGCAAUGGAUGGCCUCAUUUUCACCCAAGACCAAGCUAUCUCAAGUCAGUAGUAGGCUUUGAGUUAAUUCCUGACGAGUUUCAUGCUGGGAAGAGUGACAAGGAGAUCUACAAGAAGCUUGAGGAGGAUUUCGGGGAGACGGUACUUUAUGCCCCAAAAUUUGAUCUGCAGACUGCAGACUUAUGGCUAUCACCAGUGAAUUGAAAAAUACUUCAAUAGAAAGCCUUAAAACUUUUUAUUGGUUUUUAAAAUUUACUUCGUGCUCUUGUGGUUGCCGGUGCUGCUACACGUAUUCGUAUUUGGGCUUAUAAGAAAGCACAGACGAAGGACUAACGUUCAUGUCAUGCCUUUGAACCUUGUUAGAGGUGUUCCACUGACCCCAAAUAAGAAGCAAACCAUGUUAGACCUCCUCACACCACCGGCUUCAAGAGGAAAUAUGACUCAUUGACUGGUCUGCCUUGCCCUUUUUUCUUUGAUUAUACUUUGAAUUAUGGGUGAGCAUAGUCCACUAAGAUGUAAAUCAACUUCUGUCAUGGCAAAGAUGUUAAUUAUUGCUCAAUUUAGUACUAUAGACAGAGAUCCAGAUUUUGACAUCCUA
Fragaria vesca subsp. vesca is the source of this 1007-nucleotide messenger RNA. RefSeq lists its product as uncharacterized. The transcript is spliced from 4 exons. The record is from RefSeq and is a predicted model, not a curated record. Bases 1 to 471 code for a protein of 156 amino acids. Lineage: Eukaryota; Viridiplantae; Streptophyta; Magnoliopsida; Rosales; Rosaceae. Gene Ontology annotation, molecular function: fatty acyl-CoA hydrolase activity.